Cadophora gregata is the source of this 965-nucleotide messenger RNA. RefSeq lists its product as uncharacterized. Gene Ontology annotation, molecular function: ATP binding; protein kinase activity. The coding region runs from base 294 to 965 and encodes 223 amino acids. The record is from RefSeq and is a predicted model, not a curated record. NCBI's taxonomy places the organism in Eukaryota, Fungi, Ascomycota, Leotiomycetes, Helotiales, Ploettnerulaceae. The transcript has a single exon. Gene Ontology annotation, biological process: protein phosphorylation.
GCAGUCGCGUUGAUGAUAAAACAAAAACCGGUCACUCUGCAGGUCGUCGGCGCGCCGCACACAUUCUUUAGAUUUCCAGCCAGGGUCUUUACCUUGGUAUCCUAAUUUUUCAGCGUCCUCAUUUCACAAGUCAAAUCUCGUCAUCUAGCAGUCUCAAAGCACAGGCGUUCAUGACAUGGAUAAUCCAGCGCCUCCGCCCUUAAGUGCACAGGGGCAAUCAGACUGGGCUCCGAAGUCUUAUCGUGGUUCUGGAGUCAUUGCGAUGGGAAUGACCGGCCGUAUCCUUCGGCUUGAUGAAACGCGGGUCGUCAAAGUGGCGAGUCUUUUCCCUUCAUGGUUGCAACAGUGAGGCUCGUGACAGCACCGCAUAUUCAAACUCGAUCAAUCGUAAAACGUUGAAACAUGAGAAAGCUAUUUUCGAACGACUAGGCAACUAUAGAGGGAUCAUCCAUUGUUUUAAAGCCUCCGAUGACGGGAUCGAACUCGCCUUUGCAAAGCAAGGUGACCUAAAGAGGUACAUCGAGAAGAAUACCGAACCACACCAAUCCCUGAAAACUCAGUGGAUUUUGUCUCUCACAGACACUUUAUCUUACGUGCACUCACGUAAGGUCUUCGUGGACGAGAUCGCCCUCCGGAAUAUCUUGGUCAGCGAUGAAAAGCUCAAACUCGCUGAUUUUGGCCAGUCUGUGUUACUGUCUAUGGAUGCCAACGUAGAUACAGUGUGCGAGGAAGACUUGACUGCCAAAAUCAAAAUUCUUCACCUUGGCUGGAUCAUCUAUUCGAUCGUUGUCUGGCGUGUCCAUGAGUAUUAUUUCUUCGCCCAAGAUCCCCCUCAAUGGCCAAGCCAAGGCUUGCCCGCGUUAGAGGGUCUUAUCUGUGGCACGAUUAUUCAAAAAUGCUGGAGUGGACAGUAUGUUAGUAUGGGUACUUUGGAUAAGGAUGCUCGUGAUCUGUUGGGAAAAUGA